ACAUGCGUUUCACCAAAUGGGAACUAUCUGUACUUUUCAACUCAAUCUCCAUUGUUUUAAUGACAGCCCAGGACUUGAAGAAGGAGAGCCAAAUCAGUUGUCCCUUGAGCGUGCAGCACAUUUUUAUCAGAGGAGCUGAUGUGCAAUGGAGGCAGUUUUACAAAGAGUACGGCUGUUUGCACCAGUGCUGGAGUUUUUCAAACGGAACGAAAAUUGAUUCGGCUUCGCUCAAGCCCAAAAUGCGUGAGCUCGUUUUUCGACCUUUUCAAAAUUUUGUAGACUGCACCGUUGAGAAAAGGCAAAUUACGGCUGCUUGCAAACUCAGAUGUAAGUUUGUUGCUUAA
This is a messenger RNA of Neocloeon triangulifer, 344 nucleotides long. RefSeq lists its product as uncharacterized. The transcript is spliced from 4 exons. Lineage: Eukaryota; Metazoa; Arthropoda; Insecta; Ephemeroptera; Baetidae. The coding region runs from base 3 to 344 and encodes 113 amino acids. The record is from RefSeq and is a predicted model, not a curated record.